CUGCAAUCGGAACACCUCGAUCAUUUUCCAUCGAAAACAAACUCCGACGGCUGUAGGUGAACGAUUUACGAUGUCAGAAUUCUUCAGAUUUAACUAUGCUGCAAGUAGCCAUUCACAAAAGAAACAUGUCUCUUCUCUCCAUGGGGUUUCUACUAUGCGCAAUCCAUACGAUCUUUGUACGGCCAAUCUCCACCAAGACGGUCGAGUUCCAGUCUCGUUAUUACACCAAUACCACCCUACAUUGUGACAUUGAGGGGCUCAACCUUCCCAGGGUCACCUUCAAAUACUGGAUCCUCCCUAACGGCACAACUCUGCAGUACUGGCACAAUAACGGGUCAAAGUUCACCGUCGGGGAGUGGCCUAUUUAUAACCUCACUAUCGCUGACGUCACCGCUGAAGAUUUCGGAUACUACUAUUGCGUGAUAUUCUGGGACCCACGUUUGUUCUUAGCAAGUUCCGUGAAGAUCGGACUCAACACGGACGGAGCGAAUUUCGAUGACCUCAAGGCGCGGUACGUGUAUCAUGUGUACAUCGGAAGCGUCGUUGCCGGGGCAACGGCAUUGGCAAUAUCGUCCUUGUGUCUGCUGUACUGGUGCAAAUACAGCGAACAAAAUACUGUUAAUGAAGUAAAAGAUGCGAACCUCUCUGAUGAGAACAAUAGCGAAAGUAAUGCCCACAAGAAGGACACAAUGUUGAUAAGAAGGUGCUUUAAAAGGAGACAGUCAUCGAACAGUUCUGUUGUAAGCGGGAUAGAAGAAAAGCGAGCGGUUUAUGAACUGGAUAAUGUCGUAGAAGCCUUUGAUGAUGGCUAUUCCAAGCCAGGCGAUCUCUCCUACCUCCGUUCGCUUGGCGGUGACAGUCAGCCGCCACUGGAAGUAAGAGGAAUUAUCGAGGAGCUUCGCGCUGAGUUUGACAAUACCAGUGGUUCAGACAUCACGCCACCGCUGCCGCCGCCUCCACCGAUGGACGACGAUGCCGAACAUUGGACAGAGGGUGGUGUUGAGCCACCUGCGGUCCGUGACGGAAAUGAUGAGACGGACACACGGCCUGAUGGUUCCGUCUACGAUGUUCCAAGGAACAGUAGUAUACUACUUCAUGAUCAGACGAUCGGUUCCAUUGGGGCGGAUGGGUCAAUGGGGUCAUGUGACCAAAAUGAGAGUACUGACAGGGACUCCCUAGAUGUUACUCAGCCGGUCAUUGUACUGAAGGCAGAAGUGGACGACGCUGACCUCAAUAGGCCGCUAGACGGCUUCGAAAUUGACGAAGAUAGUCUGAUGGACGCCAUAAAGUCGGCUUCACUUCAGUUUUAUUUGGAAGAGGAUGCGGACAGGGACCUCGAUUUAAAGAAAGUGAGACGUGAUGAGGCAGUGGAGUGUCGGCCAACUUUAGAUUAUGGGGACUCUGUUGAGAGGGACAAAAACAACGAUGACACGAUGAGAGCAAGCUUUAAAACGCAUUACGCCGGUAUUCAUUUCUAAUUAAAAAUGAGGGUAUGCCUAAUUCCGUGUGAAUUAUUCAAAGUGUCUGUAGUAAAAUAUUACUACAUUGAAUACAUUUGUAUGUUUUUGUGUAAAAUCUUUAUAUAUUUUAACGUGUGAGCACAAAAAGCUAUAUUUCACAAGUGAUGUAGCCAUGAGUGAAAUCUUUUGUAGUUUUAUAGUAGUUUUUCAUGAAAUCUUGGAUAAUUUGUAUGCGAACAUUACGUCAUUUCGGAAAUGAUGUCGUUGAUAUUGUUACCCAGCCCUGAGAACGCUGACGUUAAAUUUGAGAGCGGGCUAAAAUUUCAAAACAAUGUUUUUCACUGUCUUAAACAUAAAAUAAAAAUGUUAUUUCACCGAAAAAUCUCUGUAAACCACCGGAAAGCAUAUAAUAAAUUGAAAAAUGAACAGGUGACUUUUCGUGUGCUUUCUUUCAGUAAACGUGUCAUUGAACCAUUUACGACUUUACAUUUUAAGCGACUCCAACAACGACAGCGAUGCCGUAA
This is a messenger RNA of Mya arenaria, 1984 nucleotides long. RefSeq lists its product as uncharacterized. The transcript is spliced from 2 exons. NCBI's taxonomy places the organism in Eukaryota, Metazoa, Mollusca, Bivalvia, Myida, Myidae. The record is from RefSeq and is a predicted model, not a curated record. The coding region runs from base 96 to 1478 and encodes 460 amino acids.